Messenger RNA from Perkinsus marinus ATCC 50983, 738 nucleotides. Its product is annotated as proteasome subunit alpha type, putative. The record is from RefSeq and is a predicted model, not a curated record. Lineage: Eukaryota; Perkinsozoa; Perkinsida; Perkinsidae. The coding region runs from base 1 to 738 and encodes 245 amino acids. The transcript is spliced from 8 exons. Gene Ontology annotation, cellular component: proteasome core complex, alpha-subunit complex; proteasome core complex; nucleus. Gene Ontology annotation, biological process: ubiquitin-dependent protein catabolic process.
AUGUCGGGUUACGACCGCGCCAUCACCGUAUUCUCGCCCGAUGGUCAUCUCUUCCAAGUUGAAUACGCGUUAGAGGCUGUGAGGAAGGGAACCACAGCCGUUGGAGUCCGAGGGAAGGACACUGCCGUCCUCGCUGUUGAGAGGAAGGCCAUCCCUAAGCUUCAGGAUCCCAGGACGGUUCGUAAGAUCCUCAAAAUCGAUCAGCAUGUGAUGCUAGCCUUCGCUGGACUUAACGCGGACGCAAGGGUGUUGGCCAACAAGGCUCGUGUAGAGUGCCAAAGCUACCGUCUCAAUGUGGAGGACCAACCAACGGUGGAUUAUGUCGCUCGAUACAUCGCGGGUGUCCAGCAGCAGUACACCUAUAAGGGAGGUGCCCGUCCUUUCGGAAUCUCAACGCUGAUUAUCGGGCAAAACGAACUGAAGAAACCUCAAUUAUACCAAACGGACCCUUCUGGUUCGUUUAACUCGUGGAAGGCCGCUGCUAUCGGGAGGAACAGCAAGACUGUGAGCGAUUACCUCGAGAAAAAUUACAAGGAGGACAUGGCCGAGCAAGAGACGAUCGAAAUGGCGGUCAGAGCUUUGCUAGAGGUGGUGGACCCUAGUGGGAAGAAUGUUGAGGUUUGCCUCAUGAAGCCUGAUGGGACUCUCAUCAUGUUGGAAGACACUGUUGUAGAGGAGCUCUGCAAGUCACUCGACGAGGGUAUAGAGAAGGCCAGACAACAACAGCAGCGUGCCUGA